AUGUUCAGAUCCCUCCUCUCCAGCGCCAAGUCCUUGGCUAUCGGCGACUCAGGCAACAAAGCCACCAAACCCGAGGAUCUCUUCCCCGUUGUGUCUAAAGAGGUUGACGGCGACGACUGCGACCAUGAUUGCGCGACCUGCACCAUUACGUACCCGCGCUCCUUCAAGAUCGACGAGGAGGAUAAGUUGUUUGGUCUGAUUAAAGGGUGGGCAACUCAUGUGCUGGUGGCUACGGGGAAGACGGACUGGGUGCGCGAUGUGGCGGAUGAGAAGGGGAGUGUGAUGCAGGCUAUUGCGGGGGCUAAGGCGCCUGCUAACGGGAAACUAAUGCUCUCGGCCUCCAACAUCCCCACCCCGCACCAUCCCCCUUCCUACUCGGAACCCACCACCCUCCUCCUCCUCCCGGCCUUCAUCCUAAUCGAAAACGUCACCCCAGCCACCGUCCCCUUAGUUUUGGAAAAAAUCAUCUCCCAAGCCCCGACCAACAGCACCCCUCUCGCCCCUUUCAGUCUUCCACGCUCGCUCGAGGCGCCCCUCCCCGAAGCUUCCCCCGCCUACAUCAAGGAACUCACCACCCGGCCCUGCCCGCACCAAGCCUUGAUCCUGCUAUGCUCGCAAAAGACGCGCGAUGCGCGAUGCGGACAGAGCGCGCCGCUGUUGAGAAAGGAGUUGCAGAGACAUUUGCAGCCCCUGGGGUUGUAUCGAGACUUGGACGACGAGCGGCCGGGUGGGGUGGGGAUUUAUUUUAUUAGUCAUGUGGGUGGACACAAGUACUCUGCGAAUAUGUUGGUGUAUAGGCGGCCGGAUGCUUUUGGGUUGGAUCAUGUGGAGAGAGCCAAAGCAGAAGGGGAUCAGGAACUUAGGCCGAAGAAGCCUGAGGAGUUGAGGAGGAAACAAAGGGGGGUUACUAAGGAAGGGGAGGAGGGUAAAGGGCAAGAGGAGGAAGAGGAAGAGAACGGUGAGGUGGGUGCGGCGCAAUGUAUCUGGUUGGCCAGAGUCAAGCCGGAGGAUUGUGAGGGUAUCGUCAAGUUUACCGUGUUGCAGGGCAAGGUGAUUAAACCGCAGAGUCAGCUUAGGGGAGGAUUUGAUAGGCAGAGGGGGGUGUUGAGUUGGUGA
Molecule: messenger RNA, 1116 nt
Organism: Neurospora tetrasperma FGSC 2508
Lineage: Eukaryota; Fungi; Ascomycota; Sordariomycetes; Sordariales; Sordariaceae
Exons: 2
Coding region: 1-1116 (371 amino acids)
Source: RefSeq, a predicted model, not a curated record